Messenger RNA from Hypomesus transpacificus, 2131 nucleotides. It is a transcript of the gene baiap2l2a, whose product is annotated as BAR/IMD domain containing adaptor protein 2 like 2a. Gene Ontology annotation, biological process: positive regulation of actin filament polymerization; actin crosslink formation; plasma membrane organization. Gene Ontology annotation, cellular component: cytosol; nucleoplasm. Gene Ontology annotation, molecular function: protein binding. Bases 11 to 1315 code for a protein of 434 amino acids. NCBI's taxonomy places the organism in Eukaryota, Metazoa, Chordata, Actinopteri, Osmeriformes, Osmeridae. The record is from RefSeq and is a predicted model, not a curated record. The transcript is spliced from 14 exons.
AAGCGUCAACAUGUCAGGCCUGAACAGCGACCAGCUCCACCGCUCCACGCUAGCGAUAUAUGCGAGUCUGACGGAUCAGUUCAAUCCAAGCCUGCAGAAGUUAGUGUCUCUGGGGAACAGCUACAUCCAGGCUUUCCAUGCUCUUGCAGCCACUAGUGAAGCCUACUUCAGCUCUCUGGCUAAGAUAGGAGAGCAGGCCUUGCACACCCUGUCCUCACGGCCUAUCGGAGAUGUCCUGCUUCAGAUCUCUGAGCACCAGAGGAAGCUCACAUCAGAGCUGGAGGGAGUGUUUUACUGGUUCCAGCAUGAGGUCAUCCAGGAGAUGGACAACAACGUGAAGUUGGACAAGGACUACAUCUCAAACAGCAGGAGGUGCUAUGAGAUGGAGGUACGAAGCCAGGUGAGCGGUCUAGAGAGACAGUUGAGGAGAGGAGCCCAUCAGGACGGCAGUGAGUACAUCAGCUUCUUGAGAGAGAGUCAGCAAGAGGCGUUACGGGAGGAGGAGCGGAGGUAUCGCUUCCUGGCUGAGAAACACUGCGACCUCACCCAGUCCUUCAUCCUCCUCAUGAAUAAGACAGGGGUUCCUCUCCAGCAGACAGCUGAUGACUGGAAGGACCAGGUGGGCGCCACACGGGGCCCACGUGCUGGCUCCUCCCCUCACCUGGAGCAGGACAGCAAUGUGGGGAUGAGGGAGGAGGAGCGGUGGAGUCGCAGGGAGGACCAGCCUUUGGGAAGAGUGCCCUCUAGAGGUCCCUCCCCCCAGGGCAGUCGCUCCCGUGCUGGCUCGGUGGGGGACUCCCUGGGCCUGGGAGGAGGGAGAGUCAUGAGGGCUCUGGUGGCCCACCCUGCCUUGUCCAACCCCACCCUGCUGGCCUUUUCCAAGGGGGAGCUGAUCAAUGUGCUGGUCCCUGCGCCCAGGAACGGCUGGCUGUACGGCCGUGCUGAGAGCAGCCUCUGCCAGGGCUGGUUUCCGGCCACCUAUGUGCAGCCUCUGGAGGCUCCCAGGCAGCCCAGCUCCAGUAGCGGCUCCACCCUCAGAAGCAGUAGUAGCAUGAGCAACCUGCUUGACCACUCAGGAGGCAGCAACCAUGGAGGAGGCCCGCCCCCACCUCCACCCUUACCCAAUAGGCAGACAGAAAUGCGUCCAAUCACGCCCACCUCUGAACGAAGGGCAGAGUCACUCUUAAACAAGAAGAGACCUGAGAAGUCCGGACAUCCUCCAGAGCUCUUCCCCAAAGGCACCAACCCUUUUGCCACGGUCAAGCUGAAGCCGACAUCGACCAAUGAUAGAUCAGCCCCGAAACUCCGUCGGUGAUGGGUGAUGACCUCAUAACCUUGAGGAAGAGUGGUGAUAUUGUGAAGUUGAGACUAGCUUGGCGUCCCACACUACCCCAGAUAUAUCAUGACCUACAUAAACCACUUUGAUAGGAAUGGUUAAUGCAUUCAUUAUUUUAUAUGAAGAGGUACAUUUUGAUUUAUUGAUGAGAAACCAAUGCAUUGAUUGUUUUCUGGGGAUUAUAUUGUAAAUAUAAAUGUUUAAUAUUUAAGUUUUAUGUUUUUUAAAGUCUGUCUCAUACACUUUGUCAGAAUCAGGGAGAUUGUAUAAUAAUUGUUCUGUAAAAGUAGUUUGUGUUAAGAGUUAAAAUGAUCUUAAUAAGGCCUGCUGUAUAAUGUGUCCCCUUUCAUUUGAUCUGCCAUUCUUAAACCUACACCAUGUUAAAUGUUCUGUUCAAUGUUACACCAUGUAGGGACUGAGUUAGCUGUCUGUCAGGCAUGGUCACUGAAUACUGCCUGGCUGGCCAUGACCUUGUGAGUUAGCUGUCUGUCAGGCAUGGUCCCUGAAUACUGCCUGGCUGGCCAUGACCUUGUGAGUUAGCUGUCUGUCAGGCAUGGUCCCUGAAUACUGCCUGGCUGGCCAUGACCUUGUGAGUUAGCUGUCUGUCAGGCAUGGUCCCUGAAUACUGCCUGGCUGGCCAUGACCUUGUGACCUUGUGUCAAACACUACACAUAGUUGUGGGGGUAUUUGCUCAGAGGACCUGAGGGGUGCCAGCUUGUCCUGUUGGGGACACUUAACCCAGACUGCCCUUGGUGUGAUGCAGCCUGGCUGAUGGUACAGCAAUACACAGCCACA